AUAAAAAAAAAAGGAAAAAUCAAAAUUUUCUUACUUUUGUUUUGUAUUUUUGUGUGUGAGGAUUGAGCGGUCUUCGAAGCUGUGGCUUUCGUUCGCUCUGAGGAUCUGAGUAACUCUCCUUCCCCCUUAUGUCUCUCUCUCCCUCCCCGAAGAACAGCAAUUCUUCUUGCUUUGUGACCAUAUAUUUCUCACAUAGAAAGCUUAGGUUUUUUUUUUUUGUUAUGCUGCAAUUUUUCUAGAUAUCUCUCUCUUUCUCACACGCGCAGAAAGCUCCUUAUAGGGCAGAGGAGCUUCUGUCUCGAAUUACACUGUGUUUGAAUCUCUAAUCGAUUUUGCCUUCAAGACAAAAGCUCGCUUUGUCAAGACAAAGAAGUUCUCUUCGCUUCGUCGCUGGUUUCAUAUUUCUCUUUCUGUGGCGUUAUCUUUUGUUGGUACGGUCUAUAUUCUCUUGGUCGCGCUGGAUUGGUUGGUUGAUCGCGCUUUGGCUGGUGAAUGGAAGAGGAGGAGAUGUUGUUGCGGAAGGUGUAAUAGAGGGCUGAAAUGCUGUAUCUGGAGCAAUCGAGUUUCGUAGCCGUGUUAGGGUUUCGGAGCUUUCUUCUCCUCCGGUGAUCUAUUCUCUUGCAUGCCCCUCUGACUCUACCCGAGCCUGGGAGGCUCGGGAUCCGGACGAACCAUGGCGUCAGAGAACGAGCCGCAGGCUCGGAUCGAGGAGGAGCCGGAUCCGAGCACUGGUUACCUGCAAAAGUUCCGGUUAUAUGCGACUCGAUCGAAUUUUUAUAUGAUAGGAAGAGACAAGAGUAGAACGUUAUGGAGAGUAUUAAAAAUUGAUAGGUUAGAGCCUUCUGAGCUGAACAUUCGUGAAGAUUCCACCACAUACUCUGAAGGUGAAUGCUCUGAUCUGCUAAAGCGGAUACAUGAAGGGAACAUGUCUACUGGUGGACUUAAGUUUGUCACCACUUGUUAUGGAAUCAUUGGUUUCAUUAAAUUUUUGGGGCCUUACUACAUGCUGCUUAUCACAAAAAGAAGGCAGAUUGGUGCAAUUUGUGGCCAUACAGUAUAUGCCGUCACCAAGAGCGAGAUGAUUCCACUCCCAAACUCUACUGAGCAGUCCAAUGUGGCUUAUUCUAAGAAUGAAAACAGAUACAAGAAGCUCCUAUGCACAGUGGAUCUUACAAAGGACUUCUUUUUCAGCUACUCAUAUCACGUAAUGCGUAGUCUUCAAAAGAACUUGUGUAAUCAUGAGACAGGGCAGGUACUUUAUGAAACAAUGUUCGUCUGGAAUGAAUUCCUGACUCGGGGAAUCCGGAAUCACCUUAAAAAUACUCUCUGGACAGUUGCAUUGGUCUAUGGUUUUUUUAAACAGGCUAACUUUUCUAUAUCUGGGAAAGAAUUCAAGUUGACACUCAUUGCUAGGCGUUCACGUCAUUAUGCUGGCACCAGGUAUCUGAAACGAGGUGUAAAUGAGAAGGGUAGAGUAGCUAAUGAUGUUGAGACAGAACAAAUUGUGUGUGAGGAUGUUCCUGAGGGAUGUCCAACACAAAUUAGUUCUGUAGUGCAGAACCGAGGCUCAAUUCCACUUUUCUGGUCCCAGGAAACAUCACGCUUGAAUAUUAAACCUGAUAUCAUAUUGUCAAAGAAGGAUCAAAAUUAUGAAGCAACUAGACUUCAUUUUGAGAAUCUUGUCAAGAGAUAUGGGAACCCAAUCAUCAUUUUGAAUUUAAUUAAGACACGUGAAAAGAAGCCCCGGGAAUCUAUCCUCCGUGCUGAAUUUGCUAAUGCUAUUGAUUUUAUCAAUAAAGAUCUAUCAGAGGAGAAUCGCCUAAAGUUUCUACAUUGGGAUCUACACAAACAUUCUAGAAGCAAAGCAACAAAUGUUUUGGCACUUCUAGGCAAAGUGGCUGCAUAUGCGUUGAACCUAACGGGCUUCUUUUAUUGUCAAGUAACACCAGGUCUGAAGCCCCAAGAAUCUUUAAAGGGGUCCUACUUCGAUUUCAGUGCUUACAGUUCAAUAUAUUACCGGAAAGAUGAUGCUGGUGACCAGUCUCCUCCAAACCAUUUUAACAACAGUGCAGAUGCUGAUGAUUUGGAAAAGAGACUUAAUCAGCAUAGUAGUGAUGUCAAUGGAGACCAUUCGGUUAAGCCAUCCAUGUUUCAAAAAGGUGUUCUCAGGACAAAUUGCAUAGACUGCUUGGAUCGUACAAAUGUUGCACAAUAUGCCUAUGGCUUGGCAGCUCUAGGACAUCAGCUUCAUGCCUUGGGAUUUAUAGAUGUGCCAAAAAUUGACUUGGAUGCCCCUUUAGCUGAUGAGCUAAUGCGGUUUUACGAGACAAUGGGCGACACUCUUGCACUUCAAUAUGGAGGGUCUGCUGCACACAACAAGAUAUUCUCUGAGAGAAGAGGUCAAUGGAAGGCGGCAACCCAGUCCCAAGAGUUCUUUAGAACUCUGCAGCGAUACUACAACAAUGCCUAUAUGGAUGCUGAGAAACAAGAUGCGAUAAAUGUGUUCCUGGGGCACUUCCAACCACAACAGGGUAAACCUGCACUGUGGGAGCUGGAUUCAGACCAGCAUUACAAUGCUGGGAGGCGUGGAUACACAUAUGUUGAUGAAAACACUAGGUCAUAUUUCAAAAGAUCCUUAUCAGAUGGGAACAUUCUUUGUGAAAGCAAUAUACCUGCAUCAGCCACAAAUUCUGGGCAGAAGAAACUUUCUAGCUCAGCUUUGCCUGAAAGAACACAAGGAGGCAGCAAGGGACUUUCUGACUCUACGCCAGAAAUCUCAACCUGUGAAUGUGAUAUAUCAUAUUCCAGGUUCACACCCUCAACUCGAAGGCAACUUUUUGCAGACAUGCAGAGAGAUCGAUGUCCUGAUAGUGAUCAGUUCUAUUUCCACGAAAAUGGGGAUGCAUCUAGCUUCUCAAACUUUCUGGACCUUGACUGGCUAUCUUCCUCUGGAAAUUCAUGUGAGGAAGAAACCUAUGAAAGAUCUACCCUUACAAACUCUCCAGUUGCCAGCCUAUCAUCAGAGAAUGUUGCAAAUGGAAUUACCAUGGAAACAACUCCAUCUCAAAGUGAAUAUGGUUCCAGCAUGAAGGGAAAAGAACAGACAGAGACGGAUGUUUGUUAUGAUGCUGCUGGAGAGAAUUUGGACACUCUAAGUGAAUUUUCUGACAGCUUUGUGCACUGGGUAACAUAUGGGGAGACACUAUGCCAUUGAUGCCCAGCUAUUCCAAUUUUUCCUUUAAAACAAUAUUUAUUUCCCAGCCUGACUGACCCACCAUGGUUCGAUGGAUGCCAAGCACAGAGAGAAUAGCGAAAACGAUAUGUGGAAGAACCAAAACAGUGCUACUGGCAUUAUUUAGAAGCUUAGGAGGGCUCUCCCUGGCUUUCAUGUAUAAUUUGCAGCAUUGAUGCGAUCGUGAAAUCCUCGAUCCGAGUGCAGUACAAAGGUACAGCAGAGUAAAUAGUGACAGUUGAAUUCUUUCUGGAGCUCUCUAUUUCUUUCUUUUGUUUUUUUACAACAUACUUCAAAAUUCUCAAUCUUGUAAAUAUUAUGUAUUUAUAUAUAUUUAUAUAUAUAUAUAUCUAUAUAUAAUAUAUGUUCAACUCGGAGCUCCAAUUUACAGUGGCGGGCCAUUAUUUUCUUUUGCA
This is a messenger RNA of Nelumbo nucifera (sacred lotus), 3648 nucleotides long. Its product is annotated as phosphoinositide phosphatase SAC3-like. Lineage: Eukaryota; Viridiplantae; Streptophyta; Magnoliopsida; Proteales; Nelumbonaceae. Gene Ontology annotation, cellular component: intracellular membrane-bounded organelle. Gene Ontology annotation, biological process: phosphatidylinositol dephosphorylation. Gene Ontology annotation, molecular function: phosphatidylinositol-3,5-bisphosphate 5-phosphatase activity. The record is from RefSeq and is a predicted model, not a curated record.